This is a messenger RNA of Cyphellophora europaea CBS 101466, 630 nucleotides long. RefSeq names its product peptide-methionine (S)-S-oxide reductase. Gene Ontology annotation, molecular function: peptide-methionine (S)-S-oxide reductase activity. The transcript has a single exon. The record is from RefSeq and is a predicted model, not a curated record. Bases 1 to 630 code for a protein of 209 amino acids. NCBI's taxonomy places the organism in Eukaryota, Fungi, Ascomycota, Eurotiomycetes, Chaetothyriales, Cyphellophoraceae.
AUGGCUUUCCAAAUGCCCGGUUUCGUAUCCCGCCUUGUGCGGCCAUUUACUACCUCGGUUUCGCGACCCCUCCAACCCGAUGCUCUCGCCACCAAACAAUGGGCGAGCGGCUCCCAACGAGCGAUUUUUGCAGGCGGCUGUUUUUGGGGCCUUGAAGAAUUGUACCGCAAAGACUGGGGCAACGGAAAGGGUCUCCUCGACUGCCGUGUAGGCUAUACUGGUGGCAAGACUGAAGCGCCUUCGUAUGAGGAGGUAUGCUCAGGUCGGUCCGGCCACGCUGAGAGCUUGCUUCUCGUCUUCGAUCCCGAAAAAGUGAGCUACAAGCAGUUGGUGGAAUAUUUUUUCAAGAUGCACGACCCUACUACGCUCAACAGACAAGGCGCAGAUUCUGGAACCCAGUAUCGCUCAGCCAUAUUCACAGAAAAUGACGAGCAGCUCAAGAUUGCCAACGACAUCAAAGAAAAGGUCGGCAAGGAGUGGUACAAGGGCAAACCUAUCACCACAGAAAUCAGACCCGCGACUCAAUGGUAUGAUGCCGAGGACUACCAUCAGGAAUAUCUUGAAAAGAAGCCAUACGGCUACCACUGUCCGGCGCAUUUUCUCAGAUCCUUUCCACCUCUUUCUUCAUAG